AACAUGAAGUUCCUCAUCGUCUUCGUCGCCCUCUUCGCCCUGGCCGUGGCCCGCCCCAACGAAGUCCAGACCCUCCGAUCGGAGUCCGAUGUGCAGCCCGAGAAGUGGAGCUCGGUCCUGGAGACCAGCGAUGGAACCUCCAUCGACCUGAGCGGACAACUCAAGGAUGUCGGCACCGAGCACGAGGCCGCUGUUGUCCACGGAUCCUACUCCUGGGUGGAUGAGAAGACCGGCGAGAAGUUCACCGUCACCUACGUGGCCGAUGAGAACGGAUUCCAGCCCCAGGGUGCCCAUCUGCCCGUGGCUCCUCUUGCCUAA
This is a messenger RNA of Drosophila ficusphila, 318 nucleotides long. Its product is annotated as larval cuticle protein 65Ab1-like. The record is from RefSeq and is a predicted model, not a curated record. The transcript has a single exon. Gene Ontology annotation, cellular component: chitin-based extracellular matrix. Bases 4 to 318 code for a protein of 104 amino acids. Lineage: Eukaryota; Metazoa; Arthropoda; Insecta; Diptera; Drosophilidae. Gene Ontology annotation, molecular function: structural constituent of chitin-based larval cuticle.